Adineta ricciae is the source of this 1440-nucleotide messenger RNA. Lineage: Eukaryota; Metazoa; Rotifera; Eurotatoria; Adinetida; Adinetidae. The record is from the annotation of a GenBank genome assembly.
AUGUCUUCAUUGCUGAUUCAGUUAUUCCUUACGAUAUCCUAUCAAACAGUGAUCGUAAUGUCAAUCUAUAAUAGUGUGUGUACUACGACAUGUAAUUUUCCUGGAAUGAUCUGUGCAUACGGUCGGUGUAAAUGUGAUUGGCGUAGUCAUCUUUUCUGGACAGGUGUUCGCUGUUUGCCAUGUCCAAAUAAAUGGGCCCUAGCUGACACAGCCUGUAUAGGCUAUUAUGGAGUGGCGAGGACUCGAGCAAAUGCUCAAGCAACAUGUGAAAGUAUGCAAGCGAGUUUGAUUAGUCUGCGCGAUCACAGUAAUCUUCCAUUCAUCUAUCGUGAAACCAGCCCGAAAUUCCGACGAAGAAAGAGACAAUCAGAUUUGAUCGAUGCAACUAUAGGUUGGACAAGUGCACAAGCCAAAACACCUUCUAAUCCCGGCUUAUAUGUUUGGGCUGAUUCAACGGUGGCACAAUUCGAUAGUACUAGUAGUUGGUGGUGUAAGAAAACUACACCUUUCUUAGGCUAUCAACAUCUGUUUGAUGAGCCGACUCGACGAUUAUUUGGCAGUGAACGAGAAACAUGUGUUUUAUAUCGUCGCGGAAGAACGGCAAAUCUGAUAAUAUGCCUUGAUGAUGUUCUUUGUGACCAAUUACAUCCAUUUAUCUGUGAACGAUCUGAAACAACCGCAAAAAAAUAUCCAGGAUCUAUGCUCCCUGGUUCCAUAAAUUUUCUGAACACAUUGAGUACCAGUUCGAAGAGAAGCACAUUCAUUUCUCCGUUGAAACCCGGUAGUAAUAAUAAUCCAAAUAUUGUGAUUGUCAAUCACUUAGGAGCUUUAGCUCAACCUCAUGCAUCAAAAUCUAACAAUAAUACUAAAACUGUUAUUAUUAUCGUAGUAAUCGUUUUGUUACUACUAGCUGCUAUUAUAGGUGGCGUAUUCUGUCUUAUUACGCACAAUCGAAAAUCCCGAAUAUUUACACAGUCCAAUCAUCAUAGGAACCAUGGAUCCGAUCCAACUGAUAUACGACCGUCAAUUAGGAGUGGUGUUAGUACAUUGAGUGGUGUAAGUGAAGGAACUGAUAUUCAUUCUCAACGUUCCAGUACAGGUCAACAUCAGAUCGAUUCGGCAAGUGAAAUCAAUUCUAGCAAUGUUAGUAUCAAUUUGCUCAAACAACAAGAGCAGAAGCGCAAGGCAGGUGGUUUUUCUAAACAAACAUUUGAUGAUUUUCCUGUCGGUUCAUCGUUCAUUGAUAAAGUUUUCAGUCGUGGUUCCAUUCGUGUUAUGGUUUUGUAUUUGAAACUUUCUUGUCCACUCUCUUGCAAUGCUUGUCUUUUCCCUGUGAUGUGCAUUGCAACUGCGAUGCCAACUACAACACCAAUGAUAAAACAUGGUAUCGCAAUGGCGAUUACUAAAAAUGCACGCGGUGGCCGUUUUGAUUUAUCAUAA